AUGAAGGUCUUCGCCAGUAUCCUCGCCAUUGCUGCUGUUGCCUCUGCAGCAGCAACCCCUAACCUCAAGCGCCGCACCGGUAUUAUCGAGAUGCGGGCUGCAUCCGACCUCUGCGGUCCACUUGACACCCCCAUGUGCUGUGGCACCGAUGUGCUCGGCCUCGCUGAUCUUUCCUGCUCUUCUGGUAUACAUCUGCCUUUACCUUCUGCUUUUGCUUUUCGCUUUUGGAAGGGAGAUGCUAAUGUCUUUGGUUUUGCAACAGUUCCAAGCACUGUGACGACUUCGGCCGACUUUGGUACUUAUUGUGCAGGUGAGGGCAAGUCUGCUGAGUGUUGUGUUACUUCGCUGGUGAGUUUAUGUUUCCAUGCUGACGAUGAUGUGGUGAUUCUGACUUUUUUCUCAGCUUGGUAG
Aureobasidium uvarum is the source of this 411-nucleotide messenger RNA. The record is from the annotation of a GenBank genome assembly. Lineage: Eukaryota; Fungi; Ascomycota; Dothideomycetes; Dothideales; Saccotheciaceae.